AUGGCUCGCGGAUUACAAAAGGUCGAAUCGCAGAAGAAGGCGCAGGAAGCCGCGGCCAAGAAGGCGGGAGGGAAAUCCAACCUCAAGGAGAGGUCCGCCGCGUUCAAGGUCGGUCCCUGCACUAUCUUUGCGUCGUUCUUCGGAGAUCCGAGAGCUGAUUUUCUUCAUCUUGUCUUGAUUAGAUCUCGUGCCCCAGGGUAAGGUGGACCGAGGCUCUCACUGAUGCGGAGGUGGGCUGCGCAGCCGAUGACUGAUCACGUGUGGUCCUCUCUCUGCCUCGUGUCCGACACGGAAUGCGCCGAACCUGCCUCGGAAUUGCAGUGCAUGAUCGGCUUGGUCGACUACAAGGUAAGAACAUAUAAUCCUGAUCCGACCUUUCUUUCGAUAGAAAGCUGACAGCUCCUAUGAUCGGCCACACAGACGUUCAAGCAACACUUCGAGGCCAAGGUAAGUGCACAGUGCACACCAACUUGGCCCGAUUGAAUUCAUUCACGCGCAAUCGACGACUGACUCGAGAGAACGAUUGCUCUCUGCUCUCACAGCACCCCAAGGACCCGUUACCCGCAGAGGAGACCGUACUCAAGGCUUAG
This is a messenger RNA of Microbotryum saponariae, 590 nucleotides long. The record is from the annotation of a GenBank genome assembly. Lineage: Eukaryota; Fungi; Basidiomycota; Microbotryomycetes; Microbotryales; Microbotryaceae.